Messenger RNA from Phialemonium atrogriseum, 1218 nucleotides. RefSeq names its product casein kinase II subunit beta-1. Lineage: Eukaryota; Fungi; Ascomycota; Sordariomycetes; Cephalothecales; Cephalothecaceae. The coding region runs from base 152 to 1210 and encodes 352 amino acids. Gene Ontology annotation, biological process: regulation of transcription by RNA polymerase III. The record is from RefSeq and is a predicted model, not a curated record. The transcript is spliced from 2 exons. Gene Ontology annotation, molecular function: protein kinase regulator activity. Gene Ontology annotation, cellular component: cytoplasm; UTP-C complex; protein kinase CK2 complex.
UUCGCGAAAUUAUCAUGUCCUCGUCAUAGAGUGACGCUCGUGGUUGCCCAACGCGUCGGUCGGGAUCAGAAACAUCCUGCAUCGACACCAGCUCAGCUGCGGCACUCGCAGCCUUUUCCUGCAGCGCCUCCACGCUUGCAGAGCGUCCGAGAUGUCGACAUCAUCUGGCAGCCCGGAGUCGUGGAUCGCGUCCUUCUGCUCUCUCCUCGGCCACGAAUACUUCGCCGAGGUAUCAGAAGAGUUUAUCGAAGAUGACUUCAACCUCACCGGUCUGCAGUCUCAGGUGCCCAUGUAUAAGGAGGCACUAGAGAUGAUUCUCGACGUCGAGCCGGAGGAUGAUGACGAUGACGAAGAUGAGGAGGAUGAAGAUGAGCAGGAUGACUCGGGGGAUGCUCGUGGGGGAGUAGGGGGCCGGCAAUACGGCGAACGAAGACAGCACAGCCGCGUCGCCAGUGACCUGUCCGUCAUCGAGUCGUCCGCCGAGAUGCUCUAUGGCCUGAUCCACCAACGGUUCAUCUGCUCACGAGUCGGCAUACAGCAGAUGUCGGAGAAGUACGAGCUGGGCCACUUCGGCGUGUGUCCCCGCACAAACUGCAAUCAGGCGAGAACCCUACCGGUCGGUCUAUCUGAUAUACCAGGAGAGGAUACCGUCAAGCUCUUCUGCCCAUCCUGCCUCGACGUAUACGUCCCGCCCAACAGCCGUUUCCAGACCGUCGAUGGCGCCUUCUUCGGGCGCACGUUUGGCGCCCUUUUCCUGCUUACCUUCCCUGAAUACGACCUCUCCAAGACGGGCGCCGAGGCACUAUCCAACCUCCAUGCGAGCCGGUCAGCUACCAGCAGUAGCAUGGCUAUAGAUGAUAACCUUAUGGUAAAUGGAGUCUACGCGCGGAACGUCGCGCCUGGGCUGGGCCGUGAUAAGAUCUAUGAACCUCGGAUUUAUGGAUUCCGGGUAUCCGAGGUCGCCCGCUCGGGCCCUCGCAUGCAGUGGCUCCGCGACAAACCAGAGGACGUAACCGAGCUUGACGAGGCCCGGCAGUUUGCGCAGGAGCACGGAGACUCGGACGACGAAGACGAGGCCAUGAAUCUGAACGGGAGGACGGUCGUGCGACGUCGUCCACCGGGCAGCGCAAGGCUUCGUCAAAACCAGAGACGGAACCAGAACGGAAGCCCGAUGGCGCUGGAGGCCAACGGCGCAGAGUCGGAACUUUAGCUAGGGGC